This is a messenger RNA of Diorhabda sublineata, 1152 nucleotides long. RefSeq lists its product as uncharacterized. The transcript has a single exon. The record is from RefSeq and is a predicted model, not a curated record. Bases 1 to 1152 code for a protein of 383 amino acids. Gene Ontology annotation, biological process: DNA integration. Gene Ontology annotation, molecular function: nucleic acid binding. NCBI's taxonomy places the organism in Eukaryota, Metazoa, Arthropoda, Insecta, Coleoptera, Chrysomelidae.
AUGACUAGAGAGCUACAUAAAUCCCAUUUUGGUAUGGAAAAAACAAAGAAGUGGGCAAGGAAAAUAUUAUACUGGCCGGGUAUAAUAACUGAUAUUGAAAAUUUUAUUUCAAGUUGUCGCAUAUGUGAGAAAUUCAGCAGAAAUAAAAUAAAAGAACCGCUAAUACCGCACGAGGUACCUAAAUAUCCAUUUGAGAUAGUGGGGUCUGAUAUAUUAGAAUACGCAUCAAAAUAUUAUUUAGUUGUAGUCGAUUACUACAGCAAUUGGAUUGAAUUGAAAGAAAUACAAAGAAAAAGUAUAGAUGAAAUCUUAAAACAAUUAAAAGUAAUAUUUUCUAAUUUUGGAUUACCUGCAAAGUUUAUAUCUGAUAACAAUCCCUACAACAGCUUUAAAUUUAAAGAAUUUUGUAAUCAAUACAACAUACAAUGUGUUUUUACGAGUCCCAGGUACCCAAAGUCGAAUGGGUUGGCUGAAAAAGCCGUACACAUAUGUAAACAGUUAUUAAAAAAGUGUAACAAUGAAGACGAAAUAUUUGUUCAUUUGUUGAAUUACAGAGUUACACCACUAUGUGGUCUUGAGGCCUCACCUUCAGAGUUAUUACAAAGCAGGUUACUAAGAACAGGUUUGCCUAUAUCCAACAAAUUAUUGGAACCCAAAACCACUAACGAGUAUGGGAAAAAAGUAGAAAGAAAGUUGGCAGUAAAAAGCUAUCAUGAUAAAUCUGCACGUAGCAGCUCAGAUUUUAACGAAAAUCAAGAUAUACUAUUUAAAUUGAAGAAGGAUGGGUAUUGGACACCGGGAAAAGUCUUAUCAAAUACUAAUACUCCACGAUCAUACUUGGUGAGUGAUGAAAAUGGCAGGGUUUAUAAAAGAAAUUCUUCCUUUCUAAAAAAUACAAAAAAUCCAACGGUUAUAAAUGCGCCAAACAACAACGAAAAUAUAAACAUAAACUGUAAACCUAAUAGUGCUGAUGAAUCAAGUGAGAACACUUGUUUGUCUAAUAGAACUGAUGUAUAUAAUGAAAACGGUUGUGGAACUAAUAAUAAUAAAACGGCAAAUGAAUGUACAAGUGUCAAGGAAGCAAAUAGCAAAUGCACAAGAUCAGGUCGGGUCGUCAAUGUACCAAAUAGGUUAAGAGACUAUUAUACAUAG